This is a messenger RNA of Olea europaea var. sylvestris, 994 nucleotides long. RefSeq lists its product as uncharacterized. The transcript is spliced from 5 exons. Lineage: Eukaryota; Viridiplantae; Streptophyta; Magnoliopsida; Lamiales; Oleaceae. The record is from RefSeq and is a predicted model, not a curated record. The coding region runs from base 64 to 945 and encodes 293 amino acids.
CAUUUGAAGGCUACCAAUUUCCCUGCAAAUUUGCUUCGAAUAGGAACGUGGGAGUGGAGAGCAAUGUAUGAAGGAGACGUGAUUGUGAAGAUAUACUACGCGAAGAAAAAAAUUGUUUGGGAGAUUCUACAAAGACCAUUGAAGAAAAAGAUCGAAAUUCAAUGGUCUGAUAUUAGUGCAAUUCGAGCCAGUAUGCCUGAUAAUGAAGUAGCAACUUUGGAAAUUGAGUUGAAUCAGCCUCCUUUGUUCUAUUGCGAAACCGAUCCACAACCGCGAAAACAUUCUGCUUGGAAACCUUGGUUUGAUUUUACAGGAGGUCAAGCUUCCUUCUGGAGGAGACACUAUGUUCAAUUCGCUCCCAAAACCCUCGAUAAACACUACCAAAAGCUUUUGCAAAGUGACGAACGAUUAUUUUCAUUGAGCCAUGAGCUCUUCCCAAGCCAAGAAUCCACUUUUUACUCUUUCGAUACCAUAUCGGAAUUUCUCCCUCAAAUGCAAUAUCCAUAUCCAACUUAUAUCACACCAAUAACAAUGGAACCUCAUAUGUUUCGUUCAAAUUCAACAUCAGGGAUUGUGACUCAAAACCAGACUGUUUGGGGACAAGCAGAAAAUAUUCAAGAUGCAUCAUCUAUUAAUUUGGUAACACAAUCUUCCAAUCUAGUUUUCGACUAUCCUUACUCGGAUUAUGUGGGAGAUGCAAAUAUAUCUAAUCCGUUAGAUGUAAAUCCUAAUGAUCAAGUGAUUCAGAAUGGCAUUGAAAAUUCCAUAUCAGAUGGUUUCCGUCCACAAUCUAUAAAUUGGAUAGCUCAAGAAUCUAUAGAAAACCUUGUGUUGCAACCAGAAGUAAACAACUCGAUUGAUCCAUUUGAAUUUGAAGGAUUGAUAAAUGGAGAUUAUUCUACUUGGAAUUCUAAUCCGAAUAUUUUCGGGCUUUUCCUUUCGUAAAUAGACUUGUUCUUCUUCCCUUUGCGGAAAAUCCUCAAAUGGGAAAGAA